Ilex paraguariensis (yerba mate) is the source of this 1125-nucleotide messenger RNA. NCBI's taxonomy places the organism in Eukaryota, Viridiplantae, Streptophyta, Magnoliopsida, Aquifoliales, Aquifoliaceae. The record is from the annotation of a GenBank genome assembly.
AUGUUGGCGCCGGGGAAUGAGGUUGGUCUUUUUGGUUUGGGAUUCGCCGGGCCGGGUGGGGCUCAACAGAUCAGCCCACCAUCCAUUCCAGAGUAUGAGUUUAAAGAAGUGGUAAAUCAUGGACUGAUGAGAAAAUCAUACUACAGUGACCGGAGCCCCACAACUGAUUCCAGUAGCAGCGGGGGAAGCGAUUUAAGCCAUGAAAAUGGAUUGUUCCAGCUCGAGAGAACCUUCAAUCAAGCUCAUGUGGAGCCCAAGUUGAGCCUAGGUUUUGAAAUGACAGCUUUGAAUCCUGCACCUUCAGAGCUACCCACACACCUUCAUCAUCACCACCACCACCAUUACCAACCUCAUAUUUAUGGCCACGAGUUCAAAAGAAGUCCAAGAAUGAUCACUGGAGUGAAGAGGAGUGUUAGAACUCCAAGAAUGAGAUGGACAUCAAUUCUUCAUGCCCAUUUUGUUCACGCAGUUCAUCUCCUCGGCGGCCAUGAAAGAGCAACACCAAAAUCGGUUCUAGAGUUGAUGAAUGUGAAAGAUCUAACCCUAGCUCAUGUGAAGAGUCACUUGCAGGUCGAUUUUCAUGGUUGUUUUCGUACUUUUAUCAUGUCUUAUAUCUUAUAUAUAUACAUGCAUUGGUGUGCUUCGUGGGCGGUGGGGGUGGAGGAGUACAACGGGAUGUAUAGAACAGUGAAAAGCACCGGCAGAGGAACAGGUAUUAAUUCCGAGAGCAUUGGCUCAAUCAUUACAAAUGUCACAGGUGAAGGGGAGACAGAUUCGGUUUUGAAUCAAAGGGCGGUGAUAGUAGAAGCUGAGGAAGCACCAUCAUCACCACUCAAUACACUACAAAAAGACCACAGAGAUUCAUGGUCAUCAAUAAAAGAGACAUAUAAUGGUACACAAUCAAGUCAAGAAAAUGCAGUAGAUCAUCCUCAUUUCGAGGCAAAUGACAGUAAGGUGGAUGGACAUGAAGUUUCCCUCCAAGUGCCUGAAAAUGAGGGGAAGUUAGAUAACAACUCCUUGUCAUCAUCUUCUGAUAUGUUACUAAAUCUAGAGUUCACCCUAGGAAGACCAAGUUGGCAAAGGCACUUUGAUGGAUCAAAUGCAUUCAAAUUACGUUCUCUGUGA